This is a messenger RNA of Talaromyces amestolkiae, 822 nucleotides long. RefSeq lists its product as uncharacterized. Lineage: Eukaryota; Fungi; Ascomycota; Eurotiomycetes; Eurotiales; Trichocomaceae. The record is from RefSeq and is a predicted model, not a curated record. The transcript is spliced from 3 exons. The coding region runs from base 1 to 822 and encodes 273 amino acids.
AUGGCAACCUACCUCGUGACAGGCAGCGCCCGAGGAAUUGGGCACGAAUUGGUCCGACAGCUAGCGGCAAAAGCAGACAGCGAAAUCAACACUGUCUUUGCGACUUCACGAGCGCAAAAUGAACGCCUGAAGGCGCUCACUGAGCAAUAUCCUGGUCGGGUCAUUUUCGUUCCUCUCAUUGUUGGGGAUGAAACAAGCAUGCGUAAUGCUGUGCCUAUUAUCGAGACUGCUCUGAAAGACAAAGGACUGAACGGGCUAGAUGUCCUCAUCAAUAAUGUUGGGGUCGUCGGAAGUGCUUACGCACAGGAGAUGUCUGACUUGGACGAGACUUUCCAUAUCAACGUUACUGGCCCUCAUACGAUGAUCCAGCUUUUCUUACCGUUAUUGAGGAAGGGUGCCGAGAAAAAGGUCAUCAACAUUUCAAGUUCUGUGGGCUCAAUCACACGACAGCCUCGCUAUAAAGAAUUUCCUGCCGCAGCUUACAAGGUUACUAAAGCGGCCUUGAAUAUGUUGACGGUAGUAUGGGCGCAGGAAUUGGCUAACGAGGGUUUUACCAUCAUAAGUCAAAAUCCAGGGGUAGGCUGCUCCUAUCCCGUCAUUGAAAUAUUUCGUGCUAGAGAACUUACACCCGACCAGUGGUUACAGACAGACGAGGCCAACGCGCAUGCCGAUCUUCCUGUUGGAACGGGCGUGAGCCAGAUUCUGGAAAUCGCCCAGAAAACUGGUCAGGAGGGCAGUGGGCGGUUUCGAAAUAUCCAUGUGCCAGGUUGGGAGGACAAGCCAGGUCUACAUCAAUAUGAUGGCAAGGAUCUACCGUGGUAG